Arabidopsis thaliana (thale cress) is the source of this 1373-nucleotide messenger RNA. RefSeq names its product vacuole protein. Lineage: Eukaryota; Viridiplantae; Streptophyta; Magnoliopsida; Brassicales; Brassicaceae. The transcript has 5 exons. The coding region runs from base 195 to 713 and encodes 172 amino acids. The record is from RefSeq and is marked reviewed.
GAGUUAAAUAUUCCCAAAGAAGAAAGAAGAAGAAUAAAAGACAAGGCUUGAACGUCCGGUGAAAGAAAGAAUUCAGCUUUCCGCACUAACCACUUCUGAAUCCUAACCAACAAGCUUCUCCAUUUCGUUUUUCGCGUCUCGAUUCCAAAUUCCACUUAAGACGGCGGAUUUUCUCACCGGGAAAUUGGUUUUAGAUGGAUAGGACUGAGGAAAUCGAAGAAUCCCCCGCCGGACCUUCUUCCGGAUCCGCGAAAUUGAAGCUCGGAAACAGAGCAGAUCCUUUCCUUGUUGUUUGUAGAUGCUUCAGCCUCGUUACCUCUCUCAUCGCCAUUCUCUGUGUUGUCGUUAACGUUCUCGCUGCCGUUCGCUCCUUCCGUGACAGCCACGAUCUCUUCGAUGGAAUAUUCCGGUGUUAUGCUGUGGUGAUUGCUUGUUUUGUUGUUCUCGUUGAGACUGAAUGGGGUUUCAUUCUCAAAUUUUCCAAGGUUCUUGAAUACUGGGCUGGUAGAGGAAUGCUUCAAAUUUUUGUUGCUGUGAUGACAAGAGCUUUCCCUGACUAUAUGACUCAAAAGAAGGAUCUCCUGCUUCUACAGAACAUCGCAAGCUACUUGCUUCUUGCUUGUGGUGUUAUCUAUGUCAUUUCUGUACGCUAUCACCAUUCAUCCUAUUAUAUCACAUCUGCUUAUUCCCUCUCUGCUCUCGCUUAUUGUUGAAUCUUUUCGUAUUAGUUUGUGCCUUGUGGUUGCAUCUUGCUUAUAAGAAUGCAUUUCACUUGAAAACGAUUCUUGGUUUGUUGUAAGAACUCAUGUUGACACUUUGUCCCCAGACCUUUAGGAUCACUUGGAUAACUCCCAACUCUGAACAAUAGAUGCUUGAUGUGGUGGUUAGCGAAUCUGUAGGGCUAUUUCUAACUUGAAAAAUGAGCUUCUUGGGCAAUCACUUCCUUUGUUUUUCAAUAUCUGAGUUCCCGUUUAUGUUUUCACUGUCAAUCUUUGAUCGUUGUCUGAACUUCAGGGAGUUCUCUGCAUCGGCUUUCUGAAGCGUGCUCGACAGCAAAAGGAAGUUUCAAGAGAACAAGCAGUCAAGGAUCUUGAGGAGAUAGCCCGACGCAAGGAAGAGUUGGAACAAUUGCUCCUGGAGCAUCAGAGUAGAGACGAAGACGUGUGAAUGUGAAUGGACGACGACAUCAGUUUCUUUUUGUAUUAAAGCAUUGUGUGAGCUCUCGGUUUUCAUCCUCCCACUUGGAUAAUAACAGCAGAUUCUUUUGUUUUUUGUCUGUUGAAAAACAAAGCUUUGAUACUGGUCGUAUAAGAGACGAGCACUAUUGAAUAUAAAAUUUGACAUGAUAUUCAUUAUGGGCAAAGAGAUUAGAA